Molecule: messenger RNA, 1007 nt
Organism: Myotis myotis
Lineage: Eukaryota; Metazoa; Chordata; Mammalia; Chiroptera; Vespertilionidae
Product: signal recognition particle 19 kDa protein-like
Exons: 1
Coding region: 365-799 (144 amino acids)
Biological process (GO): SRP-dependent cotranslational protein targeting to membrane, signal sequence recognition; SRP-dependent cotranslational protein targeting to membrane
Cellular component (GO): signal recognition particle, endoplasmic reticulum targeting
Molecular function (GO): 7S RNA binding
Source: RefSeq, a predicted model, not a curated record
GGUUAGCAUGAAAUAGAGAACUUCAAAUGAAUGACCAAUGUAUCUGGUUUUGAAAUUUUAAAAACGAAAUUUUUGUAACCUUGGAAUAGACCUUUUGCUUUGACCUGCUUGUUUUAUCAGCUUUGUGAAAGCAAUGGCAUUUCCAAGGCCAAGUAACGAUAUGUGCCAUUUAAAUUGGUUUUAAAUUUAAAAGAGUUCCAAGUGUCUGCCAGUCUUAUCAUUUAAUACUUUUAAAACAGAUCUUCUGAUUGCAAAAAUAGUAAAGGGUAUAUAACAACAGACUGAAUCAGGCUAUUGUGUGGUAAGGGAAAAUAAAUGAGGGAGUGCAAGAGUCACAGACUCUCCCCCAGUGGUCACCGCGGAGAUGGCUUGCGCCGAGGCUCGGUCCCCAGCCAACCAGGACAGGUUUAUUUGUAUACACCCUGCCUAUUUAAAUAACAAGAAGACCAUCGCGGAGGGCAGGCGAAUCCCCAUACGUAAGGCUGUUGAAAAUCCUACAGCUACAGAGAUUCAAGAUGUGUGCUCAGCAGUUGGACUUAAUGCAUUUCUUGAGAAAAACAAAAUGUACUCCAGAGAAUGGAAUCAUGAUGCUCAGUACAGGGGCAGAGUCCGGGUUCAACUCAAACAGGAAGAUGGCAGCCUCUGUCUUGUACCGUUCCCAUCACGGAAGGCAGUAAUGUUGUAUGCAGCGGAAAUGAUUCCUAACCUAAAAACAAGGACACAAAAAACAGGAGGUAGUGACCAAACUCUUCAGCAAGGAGAGGGAAGUGAAAAAGGGAAAGGAAAGAAGAAGAAGUGACCUGGCAAGACAACCAAGUCUGGCAUACUACUGUAAGAGACAUGGAUGGAGGUUUCUGAUUUGUAUCUGAGAGAAACGGAAGCUUUCUGUUUGUAUCAUUUAACUGAACUGUGAACAUCUGUGCCUCCCAGCUCUCGCAUGAGGGUUGACAAUGAAAUAAAUUUACAUCAGAAGUUUGCAUCUAGCUCUUAUGCAGUAUUUAAGAAAU